CUGGGGCCCCGCGGCCGCGGGCGGCGGAGGGAGCGGGGCGCCGCGGGGCAGCUAAGGGGGCCGCGUUGACAGAAGGCGCGCGCGGCGUCGAGCCGGGAAUGCAGGCGGAGAGCGCGUCCGGGGAGCGGGGUGCCGGCCAGGCGGGGCCGGGGCCGAGGCCGGGGCCUGCUCGGCACCGGAAGGGAGCCGCCGCGCGCGGAGGAUGCCGGGAAGCAGGUUUUUAUCGUAUUUAAGGAAUCUCUGUACCCAGUGUGGUGCUCAAACUCAGAAUCCCAAGAUCAAGAGUCACAUGCUCAACUGACUGAGCCAGGCAGGUGAGCUCUAUGGUCCAGUGUGGGGCUCGAACUCAUGAUGCUGAGGUUAAGUCAUGUGCUCUACCAACUGAGCCAGCCAGGCACCCCUCAGUCUUAAUUUUAAAAUGGUGAAACAUGGGCAGCCCCCGUGGCACAGCAGUUUAGCGCCGCCUGCAGCCUGAGAUUGCCAAGAUCUCCACUGAGGACUGUGGGAAUCUCCUUUGACUCUGGAACCCUGGGCAGGAGCUUUGCGAUUGGCUGCCCAAGAAGGAGGCGGAAUGUCUGCAUUGUUACACCAGAGAGUUCAAACUUCACAAGACUUUGGGUUAAACAGUAUCAUUUACUCUGCAAAUGAUUAUGUCUUUGCCCAUCCUCUAUGAUCAUCACAAACUAAUGAACAACCUCUCGGGUCUUAUGAAUUCAGGUUAUACUGUUUUCCAGAUGUGCUGGCAGCUGAUUCAGGGCCUUUGAACAAUGGAAGCCAGCUCUCUGAGGACUAAAGUCCCAGCCUUCUUGUCUGAUUUGGGGAAGGCCACAUUAAGGGGAAUCAGAAAGUGUCCCCGAUGCGGCACCUACAACGGAACCCGCGGCCUGAGCUGCAAGAACAAGACCUGUGGAACCAUAUUCCGCUGCGGAGCACGGAAGCAGCCUAGUGCGGAAGCUGUCAGAAUCAUAACGGGUUCCGACCUACAGGUGUACUCGGUGCGGCAGAGAGACCGGGGCCCCGAUCACCGCUGCUUUGUGGAGCUGGGUGUGUCAGAGACGACAAUACAGACGGUGGACGGAACAAUCAUCACUCAAUUGAGCUCUGGACGCUGUUAUGUGCCCUCAUGCCUGAAAGCUGCCACCCAGGGGGUAGUGGAAAAUCAGUGCCAGCACAUCAAGCUGGCGGUGAACUGCCAAGCAGAAGCCACCCCUCUGACCCUGAAGAGCUCGGUCCUGAACGCAAUGCAGGCCUCCCCAGAAACCAAGCAGACCAUCUGGCAGCUGGCUACGGAACCCACAGGUCCCCUUGUCCAGAGGAUUACUAAAAACAUUUUGGUGGUGAAAUGCAAGGCAAGCCAGAAGCAUAGUUUGGGGUAUUUGCAUACAUCCUUUGUGCAGAAAAUCAGUGCCAAAAGCUUGCCUGAGCGCCGGUUCUUCUGCUCCUGCCAGGCCCUGAAAGCGCACAAGUCGACCACCUCCAAGGAUGAGGUGGCCCAGAGAUGUAUCCAUUUCUUUGCUUGCAUCUGUGCCUUUGCCAGUGAUGAGACAUUGGCUCAGGAAUUCUCAGACUUCCUAAAUUUUGAUUCCAGCGGUCUUAAAGAGGUGAUUGUGCCCCAGUUAGGUUGCCAUUCAGAAUCAACAGUAUCAGCUUGUGAGUCUCCUUCCUCUAAGCCAAAGAAGAGGAAAAAGGACGAACUACCGGGUGCACAGACGAACAGUUCACUACUGCCUCAGGAUGCAGUGAGCAGUAAUCUAAGGAAAAGUGGCCUGAAAAAACCUGUGGUUGCUUCUUCAUUAAAAAGGCAGGCCUGUGGUCAACUGUUAGAUGAGGCACAAGUGACCUUAUCCUUCCAAGACUGGCUGGCCAGUGUCACAGAACGCAUCCAUCAAACCAUGCACUACCAGUUUGAUGGCAAACCAGAGCCACUGGUGUUUCACAUUCCUCAGACCUUUUUUGAAGCCCUGCAACAAAGAAUAUCUAUAGGAAGUGCAAAGAAACGGCUUCCCAACUCCACCACAGCUUUUGUUCGGAAAGAUGCCUUGCCACUGGGAACCUUUUCCAAGUAUACCUGGCAUAUCACUAAUAUCCUGCAAGUUAAACAAAUCUUAGAUACCCCAGAGAUGCCCUUGGAAAUCACUCGGAGUUUUAUCCAGAACCGGGAUGGGACGUAUGAGCUGUUUAAAUGCCCUAAAGUAGAAGUAGAGAGCAUAGCAGAAACCUAUGGUCGUAUAGAAAAGCAACCCGUGCUGCGACCCUUAGAACUAAAAACUUUUCUCAAAGUUGGCAACACUUCCCCAGAUCAAAAGGAGCCAACACCUUUCAUCAUUGAGUGGAUCCCAGAUAUCCUUCCUCAGUCCAAGAUUGGUGAGCUGCGCAUUAAAUUUGAGUAUGGUCACCACCGGAAUGGGCACGUGGCGGAGUACCAAGACCAGCGGCCGCCGCUGGACCAGCCCUUGGAACUGGCCCCUCUGACCACCAUCACUUUCCCUUGAGGCAAAACAAAACAGUCUUUUGCUGCUAAAUUUGCACAUCCCCACCCCUUGACAAUUUUAAAUACUAGUUAGGCAUUUAGAUGGCCCUGCUCCUUAGUGAACUGCUCUUAGCUAAGAUGCAAUUUCUCGGAGCAUUCAAGUGGUUUCUGUUGAAGAAGAACUCUUCUUGUAAAUGGCCUUUUUGGUGCUGCUGUGUAUAGUCUUCAUCAUAAAUUGGGUGAUAUUCCUGGCUAGAAGUUUUAAAGGAACUAAAAGGAAACCAGCUCACUUUCCGUCUGAAAGGACUCCCGUUUAGAGUUUGCUUCAACCUUUUUCUAAUGCUCUAAGAAGUUAGCAGCACUCCGCCUUAACACCAACAGUGUUGGAAGUUAAUAAUACCCUGGUUGGGGCAGAAUGUUAAGGACCAUCCUGACAGUUCCAGUCAUGCCCUUUUAUUCUGUUCUCAAAUAAAGCAGUGUCACUAGUUUUUCCAAAGUA
Nyctereutes procyonoides (raccoon dog) is the source of this 2969-nucleotide messenger RNA. RefSeq names its product chromosome unknown C2orf42 homolog (gene CUNH2orf42). Gene Ontology annotation, cellular component: nucleus. The transcript has 12 exons. The coding region runs from base 768 to 2492 and encodes 574 amino acids. Lineage: Eukaryota; Metazoa; Chordata; Mammalia; Carnivora; Canidae. The record is from RefSeq and is a predicted model, not a curated record.